Molecule: messenger RNA, 900 nt
Organism: Hibiscus syriacus
Lineage: Eukaryota; Viridiplantae; Streptophyta; Magnoliopsida; Malvales; Malvaceae
Product: poly [ADP-ribose] polymerase tankyrase-like
Exons: 6
Coding region: 39-659 (206 amino acids)
Biological process (GO): positive regulation of protein catabolic process; protein ubiquitination
Molecular function (GO): protein binding
Source: RefSeq, a predicted model, not a curated record
ACCAAUAACAGAGAAAUCGAGAUAAAGGAAAGAAAACGAUGGCGGUUCCAGGAAGACACAUACUUGAAGAAGAUGAAGACGACGAUAACGCUCUCUUUGAAGAAAAUGGUCUCGAGAUUGACCUUGAAGCCGAUACCCCUCCGCACCUACGCGACUUUGCCGCCGCUGUCCAGCUCGGCGACCUCAACGCUCUUCGCCUCGCCCUAGACAACAUGAAUGGCAGCAUCGAUGAACCUGUAGAAGAUGGUGAUACAGCUCUCCAUCUUGCCUGCCUCUAUGGUUAUCUGCCUUGUGUUCAACUACUUUUGGAAAGGGGGGCUAAUUUGGAGGCCAAAGAUGAAGAUGGAGCAGUUCCUUUGCAUGAUGCCUGUGCUGGCGGAUUUAUUGAGAUAGUACAACUUCUACUUGACAAAGCCAUUGACAGUGGAUGUUUGAAAAGGAUACUAGAUUCAGUUGAUGCCGAAGGUGAUACUCCUCUUCAUCAUGCAACAAGAGGUGAGCAUGCAGAAGUGAUACAAUUGUUACUGGCGAAAGGAGCUUCACCCACAAAGACAAACACUUAUGGAAAGAUCCCACAGGAGCUAGCUGACCCUGAAACAGAGGCUAGGAGAGUUUUUGAAGCCGCCACUAGUGCCCAAACCUCCCAGGGAAGCUGUUAAGUACAUGAUCCUUGAAAUUUGCUUAGCCUGUGUGAGAGUAGGAUGAGUGGUGGCUACAUUUUUGUUGCCACUCUUUGGAGGCUAGAAUGAAAUACCUAUUUUUCAUCAAAUUUGAUAUUAGUAUCUUAGCGGAAAAGGGGAGCUUGUAUAAGUUUAUAGCUUUUCAAUGCUACCCUAUUAAUGGCAAAGAAACAAAUCUCCUUUACGUUUAUAAUAAACAAUUUAGUGCUUUUACAUUUAA